Closterium sp. Yama58-4 is the source of this 972-nucleotide messenger RNA. The record is from the annotation of a GenBank genome assembly. NCBI's taxonomy places the organism in Eukaryota, Viridiplantae, Streptophyta, Zygnematophyceae, Desmidiales, Closteriaceae.
AUGACCAUAUUCUGCAGACCCGCACCUACGACCUCACCAUCACAGCCGGAGGAUGACCAUAUUCUGCAGACCCGCACGCACCUACGACCUCACCAUCAUGUGCGUUCACACGCCCUCUUUCACUGUUCCUACUCCAUCACAUACGACAAGUACUACCAGACCCCAAGAAUCUGGCUCUUCGGUUAUGAUGAGGAACGGCAGCCUCUGGCAGCAGAGAGGGUGUUUGAGGAUGUGAGCCAAGACCAUGUGAAGAAAACGGUUACCAUUGACGACCAUCCGCACCUUCCAGGAAAGUAUGCAUCGGUGCACCCGUGCAAGCAUGCAGCAGUGAUGAAGAAGAUAAUUGGAAUCAUGACAGCCAAUGGCGUGCAGCCACGUGUCGACCAGUACCUCUUCAUAUUCCUCAAGUUCAUCUCAUCUCUGGUGCCCACUAUCGAGUAUGACUACACCAUUGAUUUUGAUAUGGGCGGUACGCUAGGCGCACCCGAGGAAGACGGUGAGGAUAGUGAUGAUGAUGGGAACGAGAAGCCUAGCGGUAUUAGGAAAGAUGAUGCUGGUGGAAUAGAGGAAGGUGUGAAAGCAGCUACAAUCACGGAGGCUAGUGGUGGUAACGGGGAGGCAACGAACGCAUUUCCAACCUCUGAUUUGCUCCUCUCCGCCGCAUCCCACGCGACCAUCAUGUCGACAAUGAAGGAAAAGCUCGGCGACCUCGGCACGACGGCCAAGGAGAAGGCCAGCGAGGCCAAGGCGAAGGGCGGCGAGAUGCUGGGCAAGGGCAAGGCGGAGACGCAGGAGAGUGUCGACAAGGCGAGGCACCCGUUCAGCCACAGCGCGCACGAGGCGGCGGACGCGAAGGAAGCGGCUACGAAAACGAGCGCGGAGGUGGGGAAGGAGGAGAAGGUGGCGGGCGCGCAGAUGGGCGCGGCGGGGGAGAAGGAGGCGCGGCACCUGAAGCAUCAGACGGGGCUGUAG